Messenger RNA from Ilex paraguariensis (yerba mate), 582 nucleotides. NCBI's taxonomy places the organism in Eukaryota, Viridiplantae, Streptophyta, Magnoliopsida, Aquifoliales, Aquifoliaceae. The record is from the annotation of a GenBank genome assembly.
AUGAAAGAAAUGGACAAGUCUUGCACAGACUUGGUGAAGAACAUCUUGUUCGACUCUUCGAGGAACUAUUCAUGCUACGGUCAGUUUAUCGAACUCGAAAUACGCAAACACUAUCAAACAAAGUACGAUGCACCUGUGCCAUUGAUCGGCCUCUAUGUUGCAGCAGCAUCUCUAAUUUGCACCCUUGCAAUGGCUGCAGAUGUCAUCCACGGUUUCCGCCGCAAAAAGCUUUGGUUCCCAAGCAAAUUCUUCACUGUCAAUGCUGCUUCCCUCACAAUAUUAGCCGUGGCAAUGAAGCUGCCUGUGGAUCUUACAUCUGCAAUGGAUGGAUAUAUAGACCAGCUUGCAAAGUUAACCAGCAAUGUUUUCAUGACUACUGUAAUUGGUAAUUUUCUAUCGUCGUUCGCAUCCAUGGAUGACAACGCCAUUUUCAUGAACAUCACUGUCUUGGGUAUUCUUGUGAUCACCAUCAUUGUAAAUAUCAUUAUCCAAAUGUUUACAACUGACAUUCAUUUCAAUACACCGAAAACAUUUCUUACUCAUAAUGAUGAGAUUUUGGGUAUGGGCCCCGUAAUCAAAUAG